CCCUCGGCCACUGUUUGGUAAAUGUUCAUCUGCGGUCAACGAACAGCCACGUUUUCAAAUUUGGAGCCACUCCGGGAUAGGUCACGUGUUUCCGGUUCCAACUGCGACUUCUUUCCGCGUGUGGUUACCAUAGUAACAGGAGUAUCCAAACGAGCAGCAGGUAUGAGCAAAGAUGCAACUUUCUCCCGAAAUCAGCCCUUCGCCGUCGACUAUGGCGGAAAGGUCCUUGUGGAGCAUCUGGAAUACGAUUACAUUGGAAAAUGCAGGGAUGUAAGAUACCUGGAAAUGAUCCUGAGAGUACUUAGGUCUGGCGACGAGGGCAUUUAUCCUCAUUUGAUUGAGUUCUGUGAGAGUCACUUGGAGAAACUGGACCCCAGUAGUCGAGCGCUCAGGAAGGAGAACCCAGUGGCCACAGCAGCCAGCCUCCCCAGCGAUGAGUGGAGCCAAAUUGUUGAAGAUUUGAAGAUGUGGCAAGAAGAAACCAAAAAGACGGAAACUUCCCUAAAGCAGAUGUUUGAUGAAUUAGAGAAUAAAAAUAUGCCACCUAUAAGAGGUUCCUAUUGCACCGUUCCUCUUCAUCAGACUUCAGUUCCAAAAGAAAAGUGGAAUUCUUCCAAACGGACUCUGCCAAGAGAUUAUAGGGAAUGGGACAAUUUUGAUGCUGAGGAAGAAUGUGAAAGAAUCGACAGGAAUUUGAUCAAAAGCAGUCCAGCUGUCAACACAAGACCUUUCAAAAUCAAGACUGAAGUGGAUGUUACAUUGCUCACGGAACAGGAGAAGCUCCCUCUGGCAAAUCGCGAAAAGGACAAAGGCAAUGAAGCUUUCAGAGCAAACGACUACGAGGAGGCUGUUGCAUACUAUUCCAGGAGCCUUUCCAUUAAACCAACAGUGGCUGCGUUCAAUAACAGAGCUCAGGCAGAGAUCAAGCUAAAGCAUUGGCACAAUGCCAUGAGCGACUGUCUGAGGGUACUCGAGCUGCAACCUGGGAAUGUGAAAGCCCUGCUACGCCGUGCAACCGUUUAUAACCACAUGGGCAACUUCCAAAGGGCUGCCGAGGACCUGAGGGUGGUGCUCCUGGAAGAGCCGCAGAAUCCUGCAGCCAUGCAACUUCUGUCCAAAACUGAGAAGAAGAUGAAAAAAGAUGAACCGGGGAAGCAAUGUAAAGGCAAGACGAUCCUCAUCCAAGAAGUAGAAGAGGAAGAGGACUGCAAUAGCGAUGAGACAAAAGCAAAACAGACGGCUCAUCCGGUUGAACCCAGCCAGCCUGUGGGAGGGGAGGAGAGCUCAGCUGCUCCUGGUCGAAGGGAAGUCAUGGGUAACGCUCAGAAGAAGCCCCACGGCAGAGGGGACAGGGGUCCUCACGGCGAGGCCGGCGCCCCCCACCAUGGCCCCCGCAGGGGCAAAGGAGCCAGCGCGGACAAGUACCGAGCCGCGCACGACUCCGGGGAGAAGGCGGCCAACGGGACGGGCAAGCGGGGCUCCACAGCCUCGGUGCCGGCUGAUCCGACCGGCGGCAGUAAGGAGAGCCAUGCGGGGGGAGCUGUCAACCUGGAUGCCCCGUGCGGAGCUCUGCCCCCCCCUCUCGCCCGGCUAAAGAACGAAGGGAACCUGCUGUUUAAAAAUGGACAGUUUGCCGAUGCGCUGGAGAAAUAUUCACAAGCCAUUCAAGGCUACACGGAAUCAGGCAUCGAUAGUCCGGAUGACUUAUGUACUCUGUACUCUAACAGAGCGGCUUGUUACCUUAAAGAUGGGAACAGUCAAGAGUGCAUACAGGACUGCACAAGAGCCCUGGAGCUCCAGUCAUUCUCCCUCAAGCCCCUCCUGCGCCGGGCCAUGGCUUACGAGUCCCUGGAGCGCUACCGGAAGGCCUACGUGGAUUACAAGACCGUCCUGCAGAUAGACUGCGGCGUGCAGGCCGCGCACGACAGCGUCAAUAGAAUCACCCGGCUGCUGAUUGAGCAGGACGGCGCCGAGUGGCGGGAGCAACUUCCGGACAUCCCCCUGGUCCCCCUGUCGGCUCAGCAGCACCGCAGAGAGGAGCCGCCAAGCGCAGAAGUCCUGCAGGCUCGAGCAGAGAAGGCAGCCAUGGACACAGAGAGGAAAGCAGAAGCGCGUUUCACGGCAUUGAAGCAGGAGGGGAACGACUUUGUGAAGAAGGGCCAAUACCAGGAGGCACUGGGAAAGUACAGCGAAAGCCUCAAGCUAAAGCCUGAAGAGUGCUCCAUCUACACCAACAGAGCCCUGUGCUACCUGAAGCUGGAGAGGUUUGCUGAAGCCAAGAAGGACUGUGACGCAGCACUGAGGGUGGAGCCAAACAAUAAGAAGGCCUUCUACAGACGAGCCCUGGCUAAUAAAGGCCUCAAGGACUACUUGGCGUGCAGAGCCGACCUACAGGAGGUGCUGCAGCAGGAUCCCAACGUGCAGGAGGCCGAGAAGGAGCUGGAGGAGGUCACUGUGCUACUUGGACAGAGUUUGGCCAUCGCCGAUGCUUCACUAGCCAAACCCAGAAAGACUGUCCCCAUCACUGAGGUUGACGGAGACGAGGAAACGGCGAGCGUGUCGGUCUCUGGGGCCGGCCACAGAGGAGAGGCCGCCGCCAUCAACCUCCGGCCGACCAACGCCUACGAGUUUGGCCAGGCUUUGAACACGGCUCGCUGCAGCGGAAACACGGCGGCCUGCGCCGACCUGCUGGCCUCCACGACCCCGGAGACGCUCCCCCAGCUCCUUAGUACCCAGCUGGAUGGACACACCAUCGGCUUCAUCAUGCAGGCGCUGGACUCCCACCUCCUGGAAAGAGACCCCAGCCUGGUGUACCAACACCUCAACCAUCUGCACACCGCCAAUAGGUUCUCGCUUGUGUUGAUGAUGCUGGAGAAGGACGAGCGGAACCACAUGACCCACCUGUUCGAGCGUCUGUCCGCCGUGCAUAGCUCAGAGUUCACUAAGAACGAUCUUCAGAAUCUGGCCAACAAAUACAUCUGACUCGUGCGAUUAUUUGCUCCCCCGCUGCAUGCGCCGCCGCGCUACUACAACUCCUGGAUUCUAUGCAAAGACUCUGCACAAGAACUGAGCACACAAAAAGCAGGAAGCUGCAGAAUGUGUCCUGAAGCAAUGCAGCAAACUGAGUCCCACUCACACGACCAUCUGAUCACUGUACAUUUUCAGGGACGCCACAAGGAAUAUAUUUUUCCCUCUAGAACGUUUUGCUAUGCAAAUUUAAUUUUGUACCACCACUAACCAUUUGCAUUGUAUAACAGCGGGACCGUAUGGACCUUUCCCUUUACUGAUAAAUAGUCCAAUGUACAAUGUUAUGCAAUGACAUUACUGAGCUCUGUUGUUCCGAUCAUAAGUUGAUACUAGUCCUUUGCUGAAUGAACUUUUGUCAGACACCACUAAGAUCUGAAAUAAUAUUCAGUGCACACUGAAUACGAACUCCCCAAGGAACACGUGCUACAGAGUGAAUACGUUUCAGAAGCAUAAAGAUAAAGAAACCAUUCUAUUAUGCCCACAUGUUCUCUGGGGGAGAAAGGCCUGCAUGACGUCUUGUUGCUGUUCAGUGCAGUAUGAUAGUGGCACCGCUUGGACUGAAAUCUACUGAAUGUUGUAGGACAAAAUACAAUUUGUAACCUUACAUGCAUUAAAUACUUUAUUCAGCUAUGCAGUUAGCAGAUCUGGGUUCUAAUGUCAAGGCACUCAAGGCUGGAGGAUCAACAUCAGAGUUUACCAAACUAGCCAGCGCACAUCUGCAGGUCCACGGAAAUUCAGCCGUGCAGAUGUGCACACUGGAGAGAAGCAUCUUUCCCAGAUGUGUGCCUUAGAGUUCAGGCUAGGGGUUGGACUCUUGGUUGGGUAUUUAAUUCUCAUUUUGGAGUGUGGAGAUACUCCAGAAGAGGGUGUUUGUUUGUCCCUCAGUAGCUUUUAUCAACAUGUUUAAUUGUUUGGAUUUGUGCAUCAGAAAUCAUAUGUAUUAAGUUACAUGUGUAAUUGUUUAAAUUCUUCUGGAAUGAAUUUGCAGAUUUAAGUUAUUUGAUGUGAAAGGGACAGUUCACCCCAUAAUUAGAAAUACAUUGGUUCUAUCUGCAAAGCUAUUAAUGCACUAUGGUGCCUGGUGUAGGUGUUUAUCGACGUAUAGAAUAGUAAAUAAAACCAAACAUGCCAGUCACUCAAUAUGAUCCACAGAUGUGUGAGCAAUUUCAUGGCGUUUUUGAUUUUGGGAUGAACUGCCCUUUCUAAGUUUCUCAUUUUUCCAUUCCAGUCAUCCAAACCUGUGUUUUCAAAUGUUUUAUCAAUUCUACAUGAAUGUACCAAAUGAAGUUCAGGGGGAGAAGUUCGGGGGCGAGAGGCAAUAAUUUCUCUUCAGCAUUAUACUCCUGCAGAGAUGUAAAACAAUUGUAGAGCAUUCACAGAGGGCUAUUCACUCAACUGGAAAAACAUGCUUUCGUCUGUGCAGCGAUGAAAUCAAGUAGUUCAUUAAAAAUUUUAAUUGAA
Gasterosteus aculeatus aculeatus (three-spined stickleback) is the source of this 4488-nucleotide messenger RNA. RefSeq names its product sperm-associated antigen 1. Lineage: Eukaryota; Metazoa; Chordata; Actinopteri; Perciformes; Gasterosteidae. Gene Ontology annotation, cellular component: cytosol. The record is from RefSeq and is a predicted model, not a curated record. Gene Ontology annotation, molecular function: protein binding.